Molecule: messenger RNA, 1983 nt
Organism: Triticum aestivum (bread wheat)
Lineage: Eukaryota; Viridiplantae; Streptophyta; Magnoliopsida; Poales; Poaceae
Product: RNA exonuclease 4
Exons: 2
Coding region: 749-1819 (356 amino acids)
Biological process (GO): rRNA processing
Cellular component (GO): nucleus
Molecular function (GO): 3'-5' exonuclease activity; nucleic acid binding
Source: RefSeq, a predicted model, not a curated record
CCAGGACCAGGAGAAUGAGAUGAGGAUAUCUCCCAACCCAAAGCUCAUCUAGAGAUGCUAUGUUCCCAGGAUAUCCACGCAGAUCCCAUCACGCGCUCUGCGCGGCUCUCCGCCACCGCCAAAAGACGGAGCCAAUAUAAGACGACGACGAUCGUCGUCCGCCCGACGCUGCAGCGGCUACCUACCUGCCAGCGUGUGCACGUCGGUCGAUCUCCAGCCGGAAUCCCAAUCCAAUCUUUUCGUCCGCAGCAUCGAUCUGCGAGGAUUGGGUGGGCUGUUCUUCUUGCCUUCAAACCGGAUAUUUUGACCAGAGUAUCUAUUCUCGUCAUUUCUUUUUCUUUCUGCAAAAGGCAAAUGGUGGGUGUAUGUUGAGGAUAUUCCGGUGUCUAUGUUAUUUCUUCUACUAUCUCUGAGCAUAGUAGCUAGCUAGCUAGCUAGUAUCCUGAACCAUGAAUAUACUUCUGCCGCCUUUGCAUCAUGAUAUGGUGUGUGAUGCUGCAAAAAAGAAAGUUGAUAGCAUAUGUUUUGUCGCUCAUCUAUAAUGUACUGUCUACUGUACCCGUGAAGAAAGUUAUUCCAGUAGCUAGGCCCGUAGCCGUUGGCGACGCUGUCAGGAAUCGAAUGCCGUCCGUUUUGCAGCUACAUAAAUAGCCGUCCGUUUCUUACAGCCCCAAUCAACCAUCCAAGCACAACCACUACGGUUUGCUGCGUCUCUGCACUUACUUAGGUGACUCACUCACUGCCGACCAUGGACAACUCUUCAGAUGCUCACAGCCGUCACAGUUGCGCGGCGUGCUACCGUCAGUUCAACCGGAUGGAGCACCUGGUGGAGCACAUGCGGUCGUCGCACCACUCCCACCACGAGCCCCGCUGCGGCGUCUGCGGCAAGCACUGCCGCUCCCUCGACGCCCUCCGCGACCACCUCGGCUUCGGCGCCUCCCUGCCCUCCAAGCCCGCCUGCGCCGCCACCUUCCAAGCCCACGGCUGCCCGCUCUGCCUCGCCGUCUUCCCCACCUCCGCCGCCCUUCGCGCCCACCGCCCAGCAUGCAAGCUCUCCGGCGCCCCCCAUCCUUCCUCGGUGCAGAGCCUCACGAGGACUAUGUCGAGGGUGGGCGCGCGAGGCGGCCGCGGCGCGGUGGCGCUGGGGUGCAAGAUGGUGGGCGGCGGGAGCGACGGCACGCUGGACGUGUGCGCGCGCGUCUGCGUCGUCGACGAGCACGAGGCCAUCCUCUACGAGAGCUUCGUGAAGCCCCUCAUCCCGGUCACGCACUACCGGUACGAGACCACGGGCAUCCGGCCCGAGCACCUGCGCGACGCGCCGACGGUGAAGCAGGCGAUGAGGCGGGUCCAGGACAUCCUCCUCAACGGCGAGCAAUCUUAUUACUCCUCCCGCGGCGCGGCCCGGCUCCUCGUCGGCCACGGGCUGGAGCACGACCUCGACGCGCUCGGCAUGGACUACCCGGCGCACCUCAGGCGGGACACGGCCGCGUACCCGCCGCUGAUGAAGACGAGCGCCAGGCUCAUGAGCAACUCGCUCCGGUAUCUCACGCGGAGCUGCCUGGGCUAUGACAUACAGACCGGCGGACACCAUCACCCCUACGACGACUGCGUGGCCGCCAUGCGCCUCUACAAGAGGAUGCGCGCCAUGAGUCACCUGCACCUGCACGGCCGGCCCAAGGACGACGAUGAUGAGUCCGCGGUCAAGGCCUUCCCGGCGUGGAGGCAGCGAGAGCUGGAGCGCAUGUCGCCGGAGGAGCUCCUGGCGAUGUCCAAGCCCGACUACCGAUGUUGGUGCCUCGACGACGACCGCCGAUGCUGACGGCAGCCUGCUCCCUACGGGAUUCGAAUCUUGGCUGGCGCUUUUACUUGGUGGAAUGGUGGUGAUGAUGAAAAGAUAAAGAGAAAAUAAAAUACCGCGUGCGUCGGAUGGAUAGUUGCCGUAGACGUGUGGUGGUCGAAUAAAUCACAGUUUUGCUUUGUGUG